CAUCGAAAUGGUACUGGGCCAAUUUUGUGAUGUAACACGUGACAUUUCGGAUGGGCUGGGUUAACACCAAAUGAAUUGAGAAAAAUGGCCGAGAAGAAUAAAGAUAAGAGUGAGGAGACCUUUGAAGUCAUGGACGUAGUAGAGUAUGCCAAGAAACAGAGAUGGUGGAACAAAAUAUUUGGCGAAAACUCUGGGCCCGUAGCAGAGAAGUAUAAUGUUGCCACCCAGCUUGCCAUUGGUGGAGUGUCUGGCUGGUGUGCAGGGUAUUUGUUCCAGAAAGUUGGGAAGCUGGCCGCUUCGGCAGUGGGUGGAGGCUUCUUUUUUCUUCAGAUUGCCAAUCACACAGGAUACAUCAAAGUGGACUGGAAGAGGGUGGAGCGUGAUGUAAACAAUGCCAAGAAGCAGCUGAAGUUGAAUGCAGAAAAGCCCACUAAGGAAGUCAGGACAAAAGUAGAUGAGGUGCAGACAUUUGUGAAGAAGAAUAUUAUCCUCACAGGGGGUUUUGCUGGGGGAUUUCUGCUGGGCUUGGCCUCUUAAGAGCCUCUCAUUUUGGUCUUUACCUAAUAUUUUUGUCUCAUACAAGGCUGAAAACAGCUUAAACCUAAGCAGCUAUCUAGAUAUGUAAGUAGACUACAUUGAUAUCAUAUGUCAAGCUAAUUCAUAGGCUUGGUGGGUUUUUGGGCUUUUGGGCAUGUGUCAAUUUGAAAACAGCCUUUUAGAUACUAUGUCUGUGGUUAAAGUUUAUGCAUGGUCUGUGCACAUAUGGCAGGAGCAUUGGCUUUAAUUUUUCUAUGGGUUGUUUUGGUAUGGUACUUAUUUGAGAGAUUGUUCAGAUCCACUUCAAUCGUUUUAUCUGUAUGCAUUCAGAUGGAACUCAGGGUUCUCCCCAGGAUGUUUUAAAACGAGGUGUUUCUGCUGAGUAUGGCUGGGGGGUGGCCCGGAGUGGUGUAGUGCCCCCCUUUGGACGCAGUUUUUUUUUUUACACCAGUAACUGCCAUUUCCUGCAAUCUAGAGAGAAAAAAUGGCCUAUGAUACAUAAAGUGGCGCAGCGCCUCUUACACUCUUUGGGGAGAACCCUGGAACUGGAGCAAAGCCCUUUAACGUGUUUUCCCUAAUGUGGGAUUUGUUUUGUAAUAUCCUUCAUUUUCUAAGUUAAGUUCAACAAGGUUGUUAUGUGUUUAAAUGUUACUUCAAACCAAAGGGUUUGAGUUAAAAGCAUGUACAUGUAUGAGUAAAUACUGUAUGACAGGACUAGGAGGCCACAGUAACUCAAGUUUGAAUGGUAUUUGAAGUUAUAUUCUUACCUGAAAAUCAGUGACAUUUCAAAGUAUAACUCAAAGAAAAUCAUGUGUGCAUAUUAACCGUCCCCAAUAGUAUUGACUUAUUUACCAGCACAGGAGGUUGCGUGUGAAGUAUUUAUUUGAGAUCAAGGACUGAGAAGGCAAGACUGGACUUAUGAUUUGGCUUUCUAAUUCCCUGCUUAAGAGUGAGGCGUGUCAUAUUUGUGUGUAAGUACAGGUUGUGUGCAUUAUCAAAAGCUAGGGUGUAUUCAUUAUUUGGAUUCUGUUGUAAAAUGUAGUGCAACGGAACCUGUACUCCAAACGGAAAAUGUUUUGCAAUGAAAACAAGUUUUUUUUUUUUUUUUUCAUUGGUAAAAUUCAGGUAGUGUCUGUUUGCUUCCUCGUGUAAAUGUUUUUUGUUGCAAGAAACCAAACAUUUUACAACAAUCAAACAGCAUACAAGGCUCGUGUUUCACAAACGACUAUGGACAAUUAUGAAUGUAAUACAUGGAUGAUAUCAAUAGCCCUUUGUAUGGAACAUAUGGGAUGACAAAUACACUGAUAGAAAU
Molecule: messenger RNA, 1849 nt
Organism: Salvelinus namaycush (lake trout)
Lineage: Eukaryota; Metazoa; Chordata; Actinopteri; Salmoniformes; Salmonidae
Product: FUN14 domain-containing protein 1A-like
Exons: 5
Coding region: 85-537 (150 amino acids)
Biological process (GO): autophagy of mitochondrion
Cellular component (GO): mitochondrial outer membrane
Source: RefSeq, a predicted model, not a curated record